Messenger RNA from Dichomitus squalens LYAD-421 SS1, 690 nucleotides. Its product is annotated as short chain dehydrogenase/ reductase. The record is from RefSeq and is a predicted model, not a curated record. The coding region runs from base 1 to 690 and encodes 229 amino acids. The transcript is spliced from 4 exons. Gene Ontology annotation, molecular function: oxidoreductase activity. Lineage: Eukaryota; Fungi; Basidiomycota; Agaricomycetes; Polyporales; Polyporaceae.
AUGUCUCUCCCUCUCACAGGCCGCGUCUCGAUUGUUACUGGCUCCUCGCGCGGUAUCGGCGCUGCGAUCGUGAAGCGCCUUGCAUCCCAGGGCGCGAACGUUGUUAUCAACUAUGUCGCGAGCGCCGCCGUCGCGCAGAGCAUCGCGGACGAGAUCAACGCAAAGGGCGCGGCACUCGGACAGUUCGGGCGCAUCGACAGCCUGGUCUUGAACGCGGGAUACCUCGAGUACGCACUUUUGAAGGACGUCACCGAGCAGGAGUACGCCAAGCAUUUCGACACGAACGUGAAGGGUCCUCUGUUCCUCACCCAGGCAGCCGCGCCGCAUUUGAAGCCUGGCUCCAAGGUUGUCCUUUUCUCCACGUCCCUCACACACGCAUCCACCAUUCCUCCAAACUACCUCCUGUACGCCGCUACCAAAGGCGCCGUCGAGCAAAUCAACCGCGUGCUUGCGAAGGACCUCGGGGCGCGCGGCAUCAACGUCAACACAGUAGCCCCUGGACCGAUCGAUACCGACCUCUUCCGCCAUGGGAAGACGGAGCAGCAGAUCGCGUUCUUCGAGAGCAUCCAUCCGCAAAAGCGGCUCGGCCAGGCGGAGGAGGUCAGCAACCUCGUGCAAUUCCUCGUCAGCGACGAGGCGAGUUGGAUAAACGGCCAGACGAUCAGGGUGAACGGAGGCUUUGCGGUCUAA